Branchiostoma floridae (Florida lancelet) is the source of this 5777-nucleotide messenger RNA. Its product is annotated as striatin-3-like. Lineage: Eukaryota; Metazoa; Chordata; Leptocardii; Amphioxiformes; Branchiostomatidae. Bases 84 to 2465 code for a protein of 793 amino acids. The transcript has 19 exons. Gene Ontology annotation, molecular function: protein binding. The record is from RefSeq and is a predicted model, not a curated record.
CGUCCCGGCAUGCCCCGCGAGAGGAAUCCUCGCACCCUGUAAUGGCGGCCAUCGAGUAAAAGCUCUUCUCUCUGCGAACACAGAUGGACGACGGCUCGACUGGCAACCCGCACGCAGUGCCACCGGGCUCUAACCAACCCGGGAUGAUUCCCAACAAACCACAGACUCUCCAAGACGAGCAAUCGCAGCAGAACAAGUACUCCAUACCGGGUAUUCUACACUUCAUCCAACAUGAGUGGGCCCGCUUUGAGAUGGAGAGGGCGCACUGGGAAGUUGAACGCGCAGAAUUACAAGCCCGGAUAGCUUUUUUACAAGGAGAAAGGAAAGGUCAGGAGAAUUUGAAGAGAGACUUGGUCCGGAGGAUAAAAAUGUUAGAAUAUGCCCUCAAACAAGAGAGAGCAAAAUACCAUAAGUUGAAAUACGGAACAGAACUGAACCAGGGAGAGAUGAGACCACCGACACCUCCUUCAGAUGAAGAGAGAGAAACAGACUCCCCCUUGUCCCAGAACAGUCAGGUGACCUGGAGACAAGGCAGACAGCUCCUCAGACAGUAUUUACAAGAAAUAGGCUAUUCAGACACCAUAUUAGACGUGAGAUCGAAUCGCGUGCGGACGUUGUUGGGCCUUACGCCAAACGAGUCCACCAAACAGGACGGGGAGGCGGGGGAGGUCCUGGUGAACGGUGAACAGGAGAGGGAAGCUCGCAGAGAUGCCGACAGGAGGCCAGCAGAGAAGAAGCGAGCGGGGAUACCAGAGAUCGACAGCGAGGCGUCGGUGUUGGCCACGUUUGACUUCCUGUCGUCGGAGGCCGUGGACGACGAGGACGAGGAGAACCUGAGCGACGGCGAGGAAGAUGGCGGCGCGGCGGAUGAUGAGUCAGAAGAUCGAGAGCAGAGGAGGAGGAGGGAAAAGGGGAAAAAGGCACUAGUACAGAUGAUGGAGAAUGAGAGCCUGGCAGGAAUGGAGGAUGUACUGGCGGACCCGGAGACAGAAGAGGCCCUGGCAGAGUUUGACUUCCUGGUAUCAGAGGCAGGCGAGGGUGCAGGUGAGGCCAAGAGCACAGACGGUGCCGAGUGGGGGCUAGAUAAGUCCCCCACAACAGAAGAAUGGGCCAUGGACAAGAACCUACUGAACAAACUCAAGGAGGAAUUCAAGAAAGAACGUAAGAGCAAGAAAGGAGCUAAGCGCCCCAACCGCUCAACACUCCAGGCCAUGUUGGCGAACCUGGGCGGGGACGAUGACAUCGUCAUGCCGGCUGGUGGGCCACCCCGGACCGCAAUCAACAACCCCGACCUGGGGCCACUGGACGAACCAAGGAAAGAAGGCCCCAGAAGAGCAGUUUUAGGGGUAGGUGGGCCGGAGGAGGAAUCGUUGGAAGCAGCGCUCGGACUUGGCGACCUGGCAGGACUGACCGUAACAAAUGAAGCGGAACCUCUUCAGUACGAUGUAGCAGCAACAAAAGAAGCAUUUAGGAAAACAUGGAAUCCAAAGUACACAUUAAGAAGUCACUUUGACGCGGUCCGUGCGCUGGCAUUCCAUCCCAUCGAGCCUGUCCUGAUCACCGCGUCAGAAGACCACACCCUGAAGAUGUGGAACCUCCAGAAAACGGUUCCAGCCAAAAAGAGUGCCUCACUAGAUGUGGAGCCCAUCUACACAUUCAGAGCACACUCGGGCCCAGUGACCUGCCUGUGUGUGAGCUCCAAUGGUGACCAGUGUUACAGUGGCAGCACAGACUCCACCAUUAGAUGUUGGAACAUCCCCAGCCCCAACAUUGACCCUUAUGAUGCUUUUGACCCCACAGUACUUGGACAAGCUCUGGUGGGACACACGGACGCCAUCUGGGGCGUGACCAUCCACUCCGUCAAACAGCAACUCCUGUCCUGCUCCGCCGACAGCACGGUGCGGUUAUGGAGCCUACAGAACAAGUCCCCGCUGCUCAACACAUACACUGCCGAGAAGGAUGACGGAGCUCCCACGUCCGUGGACUUUGUGCGGUGUGAGCUGAGUCAGAUGGUGGCGGCGUACAGCUCCUCGGUAGCCGUGCUGUACGAUCUGGAGACCGCCCAGCCGGUCGCCAAGCUGGACGCCAGGCAAGGCUCAGAUUCGGGUGUGUCGUCCCAGAUCAACAGAGUGGUGGCUCACCCCACCCUGCCCAUCACCAUCACAGCGCACGAGGACAGGCACAUUAAGUUCUUUGACAACAAUUCAGGUAAGAUGGUGAACACCAUGGUGGCUCACCUGGAUGCAGUGACCAGCCUGGCUGUGGACCCCAAUGGGCUCUACCUGCUGUCAGGAAGUCACGACUGUUCCAUCCGCCUGUGGAACCUGGAUAGCAAGACCUGUGUACAGGAGAUCACCUCUCAUCGCAAGAAGUUCGACGAAUCCAUUUUCGACGUGGCGUUCCACCCUUCGAAGCCAUACAUAGCCAGUGCAGGAGCGGACGCCCUGGCCAAGGUGUUUGUAUGAUGUCUACAGGUGCACUACUGUUUGAUGGUCUGUUUUUAGCAUCACCUGUAUAAAUAUGGGUACUUCCUGUCUAGAACUGAGCCACAGCAUCCCUACUUCCUGGUCGACAGAGCUCCGAAGUGACGUGUGUUGUGGAGUGAGAGAAAUGGCACCCCCUUUUACCAGCUUUUUUUAUAUAUUUGGCAAACAUAUAAUGUACUUCUUUCAAGACUUUUAGUCCUACAUGUGCUAAGGGUAGUGUAAUUUUAGAUUGCCAGCGUCUGUCAAGGUUUGCAGUGUUCUGGAAAUGAUCCUGAAAGAUGUAAACUGACGUUAGCACCCAAUGAAAUGUUAGAAGAUGGACGUAUAUGAUGAAAUGUGACUCUGCACUAAAGGAAGUGGGGAUGGCUUGCUGGUUUGUGUGCAGAUGUGGUAGUUCUGAAAACAAAAAACAGGGAACAAUUCCAAUUGUUAAUACAGCAAAAAAAAAAUAAUGAAUAUAGUACAAAAAAAAUUGGUCAAUGCCUCAUUUGACUUGUUGUGAACAGUUCUUGCACAUAGUACCUGCUUUUUAAUGUUGAGAUAGAUUUUUCAUUAAUUUUCUGGAGUGUCUGUUUUCUGACACUUGCGGACACUCAGAUGCAGUUGGCUUUUUUUGUUUUUUAAGGUAGAAGAUUUGUCCCAAAUUUGUAAAACUUUGUAAACCAGUGCUAGUCUCUACAUGGGUUAUAAGGUAUAGCAUGUGUAACUGUACAGGGAAUUCCAGCUUACGGUGGGCCUGGCUUCCAACAUUUUGUGGCAGAGAGAAUGGAGAAGUACUCAAAAUUCCCAUCUUGUUUGUCUCUGUAAUUCCAAUAUUAGAACUCCCAAAACGCCAGGCGUCUACAUGUACCCACGACACACCCCCUUUCCCCAGCCCCCCUCAAUUCUUUCCUUUUACUGUUCAGGACAAUUCUUCCACUGGAAUGGACAAAUGAAAGUAGAAUUGUGCAGUGAUAUUGUUGGAACCAUCCCCCAUUCCAAUCAAAUUUUAAAGUGUUGUAUGUGUAUUCAAAUGGUUUUUGGCCACACCUCGGGGGCGGGGGUAAUUUACAGCCUACUAGGAAAGGCCUUGAGGAAGCAAGUCUGCCUGGCGGUUAUGGAAGUUCCCGAUUGUUCGCUCAAAUGUCCGUGAAGUGGUCGAGGUUCUAUUACUCGUAGGUGCAUUUCUGUAGGUAGCCAUGUGUACUAACAACGGAAUGUAUGAUCCAUAACUGCCAAAGAAAUGUUGCUCAUUUAUGACAUUAAGAUACUCAGAAGCAAAAAACUGUAGGUAUUUUUAUAUAAAAUUUUUGGGAGACUCUGUUGAUCGAGCAUUACUGCAUGCAUGCCUGGUGUGUUACACAUGGACCAUAAUAUGACCUAACGCAUGCCAGAAAGGACCAUGGGAGUAACAAUAGGGUUGCCAUGACAACUGAAGUGCACACAAUCAUGUGAAAAGAUUGACGUUGUCCAAAAUGUCUGUAAGGAGGAAGAGGGUCGCAAAUCAUUAUAAUUUGAUAUUAUUACGACUAUGUAAUUUCACUAAAAUGGGCAGUAGUACUUGUAAUAAUUUUUUUCACUGUUCUUUGUAGACGUGGAUUGAUUUGGGGGUAACUAAUGAUAGCUAUUUAUUUCUUAAAUUGUAUUUCUUGUACUGACUAGUCAUUAAAGGCUCUGAAAGUACAUCCUAUGAUGUCAUAUGAUAUCCAUAUAUACGAGUCUUCCUUAAAUAGAUAACUCCGACAGGUAGCGACAGGACCAUCCCUGUUACAUGCCUUAAUUAAUUAAUUACUGUAUCAUGUGCGUCACGAUCACAACAAGGAGUUGCUUAGAUCUCACAUGCAACAUCAAGCUCAAACUUCCCCUUUGCUGUACUGUGAAGAGGCCCAGCCAUAGAACAUUUGCAGCCUGAUUUAACAUCAACUACGGAGUGUCAGUUAGAGCAGGCACAAGGUAAACAAUGCAGAAUCCCUGGCUCCUGAGACCCCCUUUUCCACUAGACUACAAUCCAUGAGUGACCAAAAUCGAAUUUUUGCAACCUUUAGUUUUAUUUAUCAAAAUAUGAUUCGUGAUGAACAUGUACAUUCUAAAUGUGUCAUGUAAAAGACAACAAUAUAACUUCUUCUUUGUAAAUGAAAUUCUUUCAGCAACCUUUGAUGCACAACAUACAUGUACAUGCAAAAGUAUUGUGUGAAAGACAACAAGACGCUAAAAAGACUUUCCUUAAAAUUCAUUGAGCAAUUUGUGAAACGUUUGGGCAGUUGCAGCCACUGGUGGAAGGGCGGGUGAUAGAGUGAGUGUACCACAAGGCAUGGUGCUGGGCGUAUAAUACUACUUGUCACAGGCAUCUGGAAGAAUAAGUUUUCCAGUUGGUGUGGUCAGAAUUGAAUGUUACCCAGAUGAAACGUAACCUGGAAGGUAACUGAGCAACCUAUGAGUUCCAUCACCAUUGUGCUAGGUCAAGUUACUUUUUAUAGGCUCUUAAGGGAAUGUACACCAAUUUGAUUUCCUGGUUCUCAGAUUCAUCAGUGUUUUUAUUUAAUGUAAAGAAAUUAAUGAUGAUCAUGAUGUACCAUGUAUUAAAAAAAUCUUAGAUAAAUUUAAACCCCAAAAUACUCAUAUUUUAUUACCAACCGUUAAAGAAAGUCCUUGUCCUUCUUCAUAUUGUAUUGCAAGGCAAAACUAUUUGUUUUUACAAUCGUUCACUUAUUGUUCACAAACAAGGUGUUGAUUUUGUGUGUCUUUUCCAUUCGUUCAUUUUGUAAAGCAAGUCAAAAUGUAACUUUUUUACAAUGAUCACUUUUAGGGUGUGAUUUUGUGGUGCAUUAACUUCAGGCUCUCACUUGAGGCCUUUUUGUUCCUCCCACCUUAUCUACUGAUUCCCUGCAAUAAUCUGAGAGCCAAGAAAUAUCAAAUUGGUGUUGUCUUAUUUUAGUACAAUUAGUUAUGCUGAGAAUACUAAGAGCAUUGUAAUGCUUUCAACACACCUUCACCAAGUCUUAGAAAUGAUAUUAUGAACCGACUCUUCCAAUUGUAAUCAAACAGAAUUUGAGGUAAGAUAACCUUACAGACUUAUAGGUCAUAGUACCUUUUUAAAAUUGAGUAUAUGAAAUUUGUACCACACUUCUCCGAACUAUGGAAAUUUCAUCUGUCGAAUGUACAGAAAAGAUUGUUCACAGGUCUGGCUGUUAGGCACAUAUGGAAGUUAAGUAUUUUGUUGCACCUGUCUAUGCAGUAUGUAUCAGUUUGUUAUUUUGCUCUGAACAUGGGAAACCUGUAUAUUAAAACAUGGCAUUGUCCUCCAUUCAAGAG